Oikopleura dioica is the source of this 1611-nucleotide messenger RNA. NCBI's taxonomy places the organism in Eukaryota, Metazoa, Chordata, Appendicularia, Copelata, Oikopleuridae. The record is from the annotation of a GenBank genome assembly.
AUGGGAUUUUCAAAAGCGCUGCGCAAAGUUUUCCGAUCCAAGAAGAAAAAAGACCUCGAAUCUCAAGACGACGCGUACCAAACCAAUCAAGGGGGAAGAUUUCCAGCCUCGCAAAAUGGCGGUUUUGACCAAAUUUGGUCCUUUGGCCAAAAUGGUUUCGGAGAAAAUGCCGGAUUUGAGCGAGGGAAGAGUGUAAGACGGGGAAUUUACGAGCCAUACAGGCAACACUUUCCGGUGAAAUCGUCGCAGUAUGAUAGUAUACAGCCCUACGAGCCCGCGCAACCAAAUCAAAAGCAAAAUGGCCAAUACGGCCCAAAACUCGUGACUGCCGAUGGAACCUACAACCAAAACGGGGAUUUCACCCCUUCCGCGAACUACUCAGAGCACCGCGUGCCGAAUCUCACGAGAUCAGGCAGCAACGCCUCACUCUGCCACUUCCAAAAUCAACACUCUCAAAAUCAUCAAAAUCAAGCGCCAGCCAAUUAUCAAAUGUUCCAGCCCAGAUCGGUUCACGGCCAAUUUGGCGGCUCUCAGAUGAACUUGUCUUCUACCCCGGCGGUGCCGAACUUUAGGCGCCCAGUACGUAGCAAUUCAACGCUGUCGAAUUACGAAGUUGCGGCAUUCCAAAGUCAGCAGCAGAACCAAGCCACUCGCGGCGCCACGAUUCAACGACAAGGAUCGCUCAGCUCAAUUCCAACCUUUACCUCCAAUCCUUUCAAUCAAUUCCAAAAGCAAAAUCAACAUCGCCCCUCCAGCGUUAUUGGAGGGCAAUUCUCUCAACAACAACCAAUCGCUCAACAACAUAGUAAUUAUGACCAAAUGAAUGUUGCUCGUCCGCAGCGGCCAAGCUCGGCCCAAGGAUUCUAUUCAAACUAUGACAUGUCCGUGCAUAGUUUCGAAUCAGCUCCGCCCGUGAUGUCACCAGUCUCCUCCAAUUAUCCCUCAACGAGGUCUUCUAGUUUUAUAAAUAACAGGGUUAUGAGCCCUGUUGGAUCAGUUGCGACGAUGAGCAAUGCUGGAGAUGCUCCCGCCCAAUUUGAACAACAAGUGUUCACUUUGUCUCAGCUGCGAAGCUCUCAGGCCAAUCUCCAGCAAGCACUUCGUGCCCAAGAAGACAUCUUACGUCAGAACGGCCCUCAAAACACACCAGAGCUGGACACGACAAUGAAGAUUAUGCAAACUUGUCUCGACAUGUUGGACUCGAUUUCAGGGUUGGUCGAGAGGUCAACUACUCCAGUUCCGCAGCAGCAGCCUAUGACUGUUUUCGAGCCCGAAAAACCCUUCAUCAAUCAUCAGAUGAAGCCAAAAAAGUCCGCACUAAAGCAGCGAAAGUCGAAUUCUUCGGCCUUCGAAAAAGUGGCUCCGAAAGCAAGCAGGAGCGCCGAAAUAGUUUCUGAUUCCUCGGAUGGGUAUUUUGAGGAAAGCUCCUCGCCAUCUGCGGAAUCGGGGCUAGAAACGCCAGAUCUUUCGUGUCAGACCAGCCCUGGACCUUCAGAGCUGUCUGAAGACUCAGGAUUCGAGCGAGCCGCCUCGGCCUCCCCAGCAAAAAAGCUCGACGAAUUUAAGCCAAUGCUGAGCUCUCUUUCUCAGCUCAAAAUCUCUCAAAUGUAA